Molecule: messenger RNA, 611 nt
Organism: Leptopilina heterotoma
Lineage: Eukaryota; Metazoa; Arthropoda; Insecta; Hymenoptera; Figitidae
Product: protein PET100 homolog, mitochondrial
Exons: 2
Coding region: 170-436 (88 amino acids)
Biological process (GO): mitochondrial respiratory chain complex IV assembly
Cellular component (GO): mitochondrion; mitochondrial inner membrane
Source: RefSeq, a predicted model, not a curated record
UGCGCAUGCGCUAACAAAAGAAUAACAGUGGAACAUAACCUGAAAAUUUGUAAAAAAAUAAAAAUAUUUGCGCAGUAAAAUAACAUUGUUUAAAUCGUUUAAAUUAACACGAUCGAAUGUAAAUAAUAUUUAAUUUAUAAUCAACUUCGUCACUGAAAAUUUACCAAAAAUGGGAAAGUGGCAACUGGAAGUUUUUAAAAUGUCCCUCUAUAUGGCUUUUCCCGUUGGUUGUUUUCAUUAUUUCAAUCAACCGGAAAACUUUGAAAAUAUGAUAUUAACUGCAAGAAGAGAAAUUUCAUCGAAGGAAACGCCGGAGAUGAAACAACAAAUGAGAGAUUUUAUCGAUAAAGUUAAUGAAAAGAGAAGAUUACGUGAAGUAGAAGUAAUGGAAGCUAGUGACAAAAAAUUUCAAGCUCUUAAACUACAAAACAGUUAAAAAAAAUUGACUUCUACAUUGUCAUUUUUGUUUGUCUGGAUUUAUAAUAGAAAUUUCUCUUUUUAUCUAUCCAAAAUGUACAUAUAGAUAAUUAAUGUUUAGAAAACGUCAUAUUUCGAAUAUUUUACGUCAAAAAACAAGAGGUAAUCUAUAAAAUAAAUAUUUAUUAAAAUUA